Pecten maximus is the source of this 4030-nucleotide messenger RNA. RefSeq lists its product as uncharacterized. The transcript is spliced from 3 exons. The record is from RefSeq and is a predicted model, not a curated record. The coding region runs from base 642 to 1622 and encodes 326 amino acids. NCBI's taxonomy places the organism in Eukaryota, Metazoa, Mollusca, Bivalvia, Pectinida, Pectinidae.
UAGAUGUCAAUCAUUCCCUCCUGAACCAUUAAAUUAUGUUUUUUUCAUGCAUUUUAUUUAAAUGUUUUAUUUAGCAAUCACUACCACUACCACCCCAGCACCGACAACAACAUCAACAACAUCAACAACAGUAGCGACACAGAUGACGACAAACAUCACUGGUGAUGGAUUAACUACUACUAACAUACAAGCUUCUACUAACCGUACAACAAGUCUAUUAUCUCCACCUCCUACCAAAAACUCCUCUGGUCCCCCGGAUUGGCCGAUUCCUGUUGGUAGUGCGGCUGGUGUGGUAGUAAUUGUAGUAGUGGUGGUCAUCGUAGUUCUCUCUCGGAAGAAAUCUAAGACUACAAACAAGUCCAGCUCCUCUUCUUCUGAGCAGAGGGCUGUAGAUAAAACGUAUGACCAAAGGGCACAAGUCAAUCCUGCUUUUGUGAAUUCGGAUUACAGUGAAAUUCAAGGCAAAGGUCCUAAAGAAAUCGUGCCCAGUUCACAUGCCCAGCAAAAUCCUCCCAGUAGUCAAAAUGAUUCUCAAGGAGAAACAGUUUCCUCUAAAUCUCCAAUGACGAUUCCUAGACCUAGUGAUAAUUUAUCACGUAAUUCGACACAGGAUCAGUUCUGGGAAGAAAAAUUGUAGCUUUAUGUCCAAAAAUGGUCCAACUACCACCACUCCGCCUACUACUACUACCACCCCGACUACUACUACCCCAACCACAACCACUCCGACUACUACCACUACCACUCCGACUACUACUACCACUCCGACUACUACUACCACUCCAACCUCUACUGUGUCAGCUACCACUAACAUUUCAAUUACAACAAUAGCUCCAGUUACUCAAACUCCUAAUCCAACUACAAUAAAAAAGUACACGGAUGAAGAAUUAGGAGCAAUCAUUGGAGGAAGUGUGGGCGGAGCUUUCCUACUCUGUUGUGUAGGACUUGGAAUAUUUUACUGUUACCGACUACAAAACAAGGACUCUGAUCCUAAGGCUGGCCAGAGAAAGGACAGAAAAGAAAAAACAAGAAAGCCUCCAAAAGAGGACAAGCAGAGGGGUAGGGUGGAGAAGGACAAUGCGAAAUUGUACUACAAUGGUCAGGCUAAAAUGGUUAAUCCGAGGCAAUUUAAUGACAACAAGUCCAAUGCUUACAGGAAUAAGGCCUACCAACAGGAUCAUUACCAUGAUGAUCCUCAUCAUACCAGGAGGACAAGGUCAAAUGGACACUUUGUCAGCUCUCAGGGUUACAGAGGUCAUAGGUCAGACCCACGUGGACAUUUUGUUAGCUCUCAGGAUUACAGAGGUCAUAGGUCAGACCCACGUGGACAUUUUGUCGGCUCUCAGGAUUACAGAAGUCAUAGGUCAGACCCACAUGGACACUUUGUCAGCCCACACAACCACAGAGGUCAGAGGUCAGACCCACGUGGCUAUUAUCCUGAUAAUGUUCCUCAAAGAAUGUACCACCCAGCUCGUCAAACAUAUGAUGGCAGAAAUCUCUAUCCAAAUGUUCCAACUAUAUGCAUCCCAGAGGUGAAGAAUAUAUGUACUACUAAAACGUGCAACAGAAAUUCAUGCAGUGUAGCGACUGAAUCCAAAACCAUUUAUCUGCAUUGCUUUCUAUGAAGACCAUAUACAUGUACUGCUCAAAGAAGUGCUUCGCAUUUUGGAUUUUAAUGCAUUCCAAGAGAUUAAUAAGUGAUACAUAUCAAAAUUGUUUAGCUAUCAUGAGAAGAAGAAGUAUAUAAACACCAUGUAAUUUUAGAACUUAUAAAUUGGAUUUGAACAUCAAUCCGAUAAUAUGGAGCAUUUUCCGCAAAUAACCUGCUUUUAGGUCUGGUGUUUAUAUAGCGUUUGGACCUGCAUUCUUUUCUCAUAGAUAGCAAACAGCUUUCCAUAUUUAUAUGUAUGCAUCAAAUAUCAGAUACGAAGUAUUCUGCCUUCACUGAAUCACUGAAACAAAAGUGGAAAGUAGAUAUAACAGUGUUUUGUGUUAACAGCAUUCCAAUACAAUCAUGGACAUUUGUUGGAAACAAUUUCUCUCGUGGUGCCACCUGGAUGGAUUUUAUGUAAUUUUAACUGAUCACCAUGGUAUUAAUCACGACAAUUCAAAUGCUGCAUAUGAUUCCAUAUGUUGGAAAUAACCUUUUUUGCCAUUUACAGAGGGAGAACUCAAAGCCAACAACAGUAGAUCUCAUCCGAUCUGUCCAACAACAGUGGUUCUGGUGUUUUUAUCAUGGAUUCAGUCCGUCAUCUAAAAUUCAUCCGUUGGACCUCCAUGGAUUUUUUUAUAUCUUAUUUAAAUUAUCUGGAUGAUGAUUGACAGGUUUUUUUUCUUGUGACCUGGUGGUAGUCUUGUCGUCUGGCCAUCUAUCCAGCAGCAACUUUAACAAAAGAAAAAAAAAAUCUUCUCAAUAACAAAGAGACCUGAUAUCGGGCCUGUAGCUACCUAGCAUGUUAGGGUGAAGGGCUAAUGAGUUUGUUUAACUGAGUGACCUUGGCCCUAUAUAUUCAAGGAUACAGGUGUCAAAUGUGUAAUUCUUCUUAUCUAAAUAAACAAGAGAGCCAGGAGUUCAUGAUAUGAUUCAUGUAGUUGCCGAUACUAUGCCAAGUUGAAGGGAUACACUUAGCCUUCUCUCAUUUUGAAAUGAAGAUUGUAUUCUGCCUAGCAGUCAUAUGAAAGACAUGGAUUAACUUAAAAGUUACAUUAGUAGGAGACGAGCAAUACAGGCCCAUCAGACCUCUUGCUGUUAUCAGAGAUAUGAUAACUGGCAGUAGAUUUUGCUUAUACCCUCAAAUUAUCAUUUGACUCAUUUGUAAAGAAAGAUAGUUGCAGAUUUAUGCUGUCAUAUGACAGACUGUUCAGAACUGAAAAUAUUCAUUUUUUUAAACUCUGUCAUGAGAUACGACUUUCACUUUGGUCAAUUAUGAUAAAGAAUUAUAAUUCAUGACUUCAUUGCUUGUAAAUUAACAAGAAACAUACACAAGGCUUUAUCUGAAAUGGUGCAUCACUGAGAUUUUUCUUGUUUCGUUAACCUAAAAUUUGUAUUUAGUUAUUAACCAACAAACCUUGUCAAGAUUUUAAAAAAGUAGUUGUCGGGUGGUAACUUUUGCUGAUUUUGUUUGAUUUUAACCAAUUUCUUUAAACUUUGUAAUCUAUGACAUGAAAUUGUACUUUUUUUGACAUUUUCAUCAGAAAUCAUUGUUUCAUUUCCAUAUCUGUACUCAUUUGGUACUCUACGUUGUAUAUACGCUGUAUAGUAAUAUCUUUAGGGGUUUGUUGGUUCAUAUGAACAAUUAUGUUUUAAUUCAAACUUAACACUUAGUAGCUUUAAUCUAACAAACAUUUUCAUUAUGUUUACUUCAAUAUAUUUCUUUGAAUCAAAGCAGACUACAGACCACACUGUCAAACUACAGACAAAACACUGUCAAACUACAGACAACACUGUCGGACUACAGACAACACUGUCAAACUACAGACACAACACUUUCAAACUACAGACAACACUGUCAAACUACAGACAUGACACUGUCAAACUACAGACACAACACUGUCAAACUACAGACACAACACUGUCAAACUACAAACACAACACUGUCAAACUACAGACAACACUGUCAAACUACAGACAUGACACUGUCAAACUACAGACAACUCUGUCAAACUACAGACCACACUGUCAAACUACAGACACAACAUUGUCAAACUACAGACAACACUGUCAAACUACAGACAUGACACUGUCAAACUACAGACACAGCACUGUCAAACUACAGACAUAACACUGUCAAACUUCAGACAUGACACUGUCAAACUACAGACACAGCACUGUCAAACUACAGACACAACACUGUCAAACUACAGACACAACACUGUCAAACUACAGACACAACACUGUCAAACUACAGACACAACACUGUCAAACUACAGACAACACUGUCAAACUACAGACACAACACUGUCAAACUACAGACACAACACUGUCAAACUACAGACACAACACUGUCAAACUACAGACACAACACUGUCAAAC